AUGGAUAACUCGUCGACGAGUACGACGAACAUCCAUACCAUCGUCAAGGCCCAGAUAGUUUUCUUAUUGUCGACUUUAACGGAGGAUAACUAUGAACGGAAUCAACUGGAAAUUCGAUCACUUUCGGAGCAACAUGGCAUAGAUACGUAUCUUCAUUUCAUCAGGCGCUUGAUUGCCCAUUCGCACUCGCGUCUGUCGUCCAACAAUAAUUCUACGGCUUUCGACACUUCAAAUUCACUGACAUUCCGUCUGCUUGUUCAAGAAACUCAAAGACUCGCACGAGACCCAUAUCUUGCUGAGCGGUUUCGCGACGGAAUUGACAAAGGCGAAGGAGAGGUCUUCAGGAGUUUCGACUUCGUUCGAUUUGUUGAUCGUGUGGGACUACGUCCUCUUGAACGAUUAGUCCUUGCGGCUCCGAUUGUUUCUUCCCCGACCAGGAAGGAAUUCGGAGCGCAAGCACAGGUAGUCAUCAAACAGGAAUUUGAAAAUGCAGUCCUCAGUCUUUGCCAUAAUCCUUCCUUUGACCUUGCGGAUUUAUCUCCAAACCAAGUCACCAAGCUCUUGGGGAAUCUUCUUUCCGAUCCCCCCGCAGAUUCUCCUGUCCUGGAUGCUUCUCAGCGACAGGCUCUCAUAGUAGCUGCUCAAACAAAGUACGGCAAAGAUACAGUUGCUCCCAUGUUACAACGGAUUCUGCCUAAUCUGAGUCUACCCUCCGGCACAACACUUGUUCAAGCCCUCAUGCAGCUUGGCCCCGACAUCACAGGUGACGCUGACGUCGUCCGUGCGCUCCUGGCGCGUUUUGGUGUUACAGAUGCUGCGUCACCGCAAGACGAACAGGUCAUCGACAUUAUGUCAAAUUUGAGUCGCAAAGCCACUGAAGGCGCGGUCCUCUGUGAUGUUGCAGCCUUGGUCCGAGCUUUGAACAGUUUUACUAACGCGAACAUUAAUUGGGCAGCCAUAAUCAAAUCCUUUGAUAUUCCCGACCGACACGGUGUUGACACGCCAACCCUCAAACUUCUCAUUGCCAUCCUCCUGAACUGCUCUCGUGACACCAAUCCUCACGCCGUGACUGGAUUCUGGUCUAUCUGGUCCAAUGCCCUUUACCAACUCCGUCUCCUUGAUGCCUUGCUUUCCCUUCCCGGCGACACAUUCAACUUUGUUCACCUACCUGGCCGCCGAAUUGUGACAGUUGAAGAUGUUGCUGUUGCUAGUCCUACAAUCAAAUCCCUUGCCGCCAACGUUCAAGGUCACACUUGGAAUUCGCUCGAUCUUUUUGAGGUGUUGGUGAAGUUGGCAGAUUCAGAAUCAACUGAGAUUCGAAAUUUUGUCCGCGAGAUGUUGGACAAAGCUAUCAAAAUCAGCGCUGAGCUUGUGCAUAUGGGUCUGUUACAAGUCCCGGAUGCCCCUUGGAAUGAGAUUCGCCUUGAGUACUCUCGCAAAUUACUCGCCAUGUUCCUCGCUGGACAUCCAAACCAUCAACUUGUUUUUAUGCGAAUAUGGCAAAUACAACCGACGUAUUUGACGGAUGCCUUUCGAGACUUCUAUCAAGAGAACCCCCUCAAUAUUACCCGCAUCCUAGACGUGGCACAGGAUCUCAAAAUCCUCGAGGCGCUUUUGGAAGUUCGCCCUUUUGGUUUCGCACUGGACGUUGCCGCUCUGGCGUCGCGAAGGGAGUAUUUGAACUUGGACAAAUGGUUGAUGGACAACGUUAGCAACCACGGCGCCGAGUUCUUGCAUUCAGUAUUGAUGUUCUUGGAGGAGAAGAUGCAGAGUGAGAAAACGAUUCGGCUCGCGGAUCCUCAGCCCGAAUCAAGAACUAUGCCUCUGAAUCCAAACACCAUCACUAUUAUUCUGAGGAUGUUACGGAAUAGUCAAAGUCAGAUGGCCGAUGAUGAUAAACAUUUCUGGUUGGAAGUCAAAAAUCACUGUCUUCAAGUCCAUCCUCGGCUCAUGAGCAUGAUGCCCAACUCGGAGAUUGAGCCGGGAUAUUCCGUUAUCAACUACUCCACUGAAACCGAGACUGAGGUGGACGGAAUUUACAAGCAAAUGUACGACGAAAACACCACUAUCGACGAGGUCAUCGAUAUGCUCCGGCGAUACAAAAAUUCCAAUAACCCCCGUGAACACGAGGUCUUUUCCUGCAUGCUCCAUUUCCUGUUUGACGAGUACAAAUUCUUCCAAUCAUAUUAUCCUGCGCGCGAGCUUGCCAUGACAGGCUAUCUUUUUGGAAGCCUAAUCCAACAUCAGCUCAUCGACUACAUACCUCUUGGAAUUGCCAUUCGAUAUAUCGUGGAUGCUCUCAAUUGCCCUCCUGAGACUAAUCUUUUCAAAUUUGGGAUUCAGGCGCUCACUCGAUUUGAAAGUCGAUUGCAUGAGUGGAGACCACUUUGUGAAACGUUGGUGCAGAACUCGAAUUUGGCCGAAGCAAAACCGGACUUGGUUUCAACCCUACAAAAGGAUCUCGCCGCGACUGCAGAUGGGAUUACCGGAGAUGUUCAGGUGCCUUCAGUCGAAAUCACUCCCGUGUUCUCUGCCAUUCAGCCAGAUGUGAUUCAUGAGGUCGUUACAUUGCCAGCGGAGGAGAUUCACGAUAAAAUCCUCUUUAUUAUCAACAAUCUCGCUCCCAGUAAUUUUAACACCAAGCUAGAGGAAAUGCAAGGGUUAUUCAAGGACGAAUACUCCAGAUGGUUUGCCAACUAUCUUGUCGAUCAGAGAAUUAGUACGGAGCCCAACAAUCAUUCCCUUUAUCUUCGCUUUCUGGAUUCCCUCAACAGAGAAAAGCUGUCGAAAUUCAUCCUCCACGAGUCCUUUGUCAAGUCUGCUAGCAUGCUCAACUCAGAGCGAGCUCUUCAAUUUGGUACAGAGAGAACAAACUUAAAGAAUGUCGCGAUUUGGUUGGGCCUUAUCACGCUAGCAAGGGACAUCCCAAUCAAGCACAAAAAUAUUUCUUUCAAGGACUUGCUCAUUGAAGGCUAUGAAUCUGGCCGAAGUAUCAUUUCCAUCCCCUUCGUUUGCAAAGUGCUUGAAGGUUGUGCGCACUCCAAGGUGUUUAAACCCCCUAACCCAUGGCUCAUGGGAGUAAUGAGCCUACUCGCUGAAAUUUAUUUCUUCGCGGACGUCAAGUUGAAGUACAAGUUCGAGAUUGAGGUGCUGUGCACUUUACUUGACAUCAACUUAGAUGCCAUUGAACCUUCCACUAUUCUCCGUACCCGACCCGAAUCACUUGUAGGACCUCUUCUUCCCGAGUAUGUCACAGAUAUCGAUUCCCUGCCUAUCGGUCUGUACGAUCCUACUGGGACAGGUGCUAAUAGUGUCGGCCUGGGUGCGGAAGGAGGCUUGGUGGGUGCUGGAGAUGGACAAAAUAUGUUGUCUUUGGGCUCAUCGAGCCCCUCGGAUCCUUCAAGGGCUUUAGACCCCCACAUCGAAAGUAUAUUAUCCACUUUGGCGAAUAUUGCGCACGUCAACUCUCAGCUAAGUCCUUUAAACACUCAAUCCGCCUUUAAACGAGCGGUUGCCCUCGCUGUUGAGCGUGCAGUGCGAGAGAUCAUAUUACCUGUGGUGGAGAGGUCUGUCACAAUCGCCGGUAUAUCAACUAGAGAACUUGUUGCAAAAGAUUUCGCCACCGAGAGCAAUGAAGAGAAGAUGCGCAAGGCUGGUCAUCUCAUGGCACAAAAACUCGCAGGAAGUUUGGCCCUUGUGACCUGCAAGGAACCUCUCAAGAGCAAUCUUGCCCUGCAUAUCCGUCAAUUUCUCGCGGAAAAUUCGUUCGCAGAUAUUGCCCAAAACGAUGCAGUUAUAUCGAUUCUCGUGUCAGACAACCUCGAUUUUGCUUGUGCAGCUAUUGAAAAGGCUGCGAUGGAACGCGCCGUGGCCGACGUAGACGAGGGUUUUGCUACUGCAUACGAUCUGCGCCGACGACACCGUGAGAACAUAAUAGGACCUGCUCAAUUCAACAUUUCACUCCCCAACCCUUUGCGCAUCGGCACGAACGGAGUGCAGGCUAACCAAACAAGUGUUUACGAAGACUUCGGCAUAGAUGCGAAAAAGCGAAUAAGCAGUAGACCCAGCUCGACAAUGUCGUUCUCUUCGCCAGCUGUAUAUCCUCUCACACCUGCUGCUGAUUCAGUUCUUGGUUCCGUUCCCAGUCAUCAGGAUGCCAUGGAUCGUUUCAAUGUCAUGACACGAGAUUUGGAAGCACUCUUUGCUCAACUGCCGGUUAAUUCUCUUGCAGUCCUCCCUCCAAACCAUGACGUUCGAUACCUCAUUCGCAACAUCCUUAAUGCUGCUAACCUGGGAGAGCGUCAACGUACUCCGCUGCAGAUGUCGCAGAAGAUAGUCCAGCUUUUGUACAAAACAUCUUCAUCUUUGGGCAGAGAGGUCUAUGUCGCUCUGUUACAGCAGUUGUGUAACGCGUUUGAAGAUGUAGCGAAAGAGGCAAUCACAUGGCUCUUAUAUGCUGAGGACGAACGCAAAUUUAACAUUCCUGUCACCGUGACCCUCCUACGAAGCAGCUUGCUGGAUGUUGGCGCAUUGGAUCAGGCCCUCGCGAAGACCAUGUACAUGGGCUCAAUGGGUCCACGCCCUAGCUUUCUGAACUUUAUCUCUGGUUUGAUACGAGAGUGCCUGUCCAGUGACCCUCCCGUGGCUUCGCAAGCCCAAUUUAAAUACUGUAUCGAGAUGCUCACAAAUACGACACAGGAAGGGAAUGCCACUGAUCAGGUAUCUAAACUUUUGGAUGAUUUACGAGGCGUCAGACGUCCACCAAUGGCAGCACUUCCUGACUCACGUCAGCCUUCUACAAAACCUGGGAUCGAAAAUAUGAGGGAAAAGCUUCUAGGCUGGUUUCAGCAAUGGAUCAAUAUCUAUCAACGAUCGCAUUCUCCUGAGAAGAAUUUUGUCCCCUUCAUUACUCAACUCACCAAAGCUGGUAUCGUGAAAGAAGACGAUACCUCUUCCCUUUUCUUCCGGGUAUGUGCUGAAGCCAGCGUCAACAGCUAUCUAAAAUCAGUAGCGGCGGGGGAAUACGAUUAUGCCUUCCAGGCAUUGGAUGCGAUGUCCCGUUUGAUUGUUUACAUGAUCAAAUAUCAUGGGGAUCCUUCAGGUGGUAAUGUCGAUCAGGCCAAAGUACACUACCUAUCGAAGAUCCUCUCCAUAUUUGUCCUAGUCGUGGCCAAUUUCCACGAGGAACAGGGUGUCGCAUUCCAACAAAAACCAUUCUUCAGGUUUUUCUCGAGCCUAAUUAAUGACCUACAUUCUAUGGAGGUCCAUUUGGGAACGGCGUACUUCCAAUUGCUUUUCUGCAUCAGUGAUACUUUCAUAUCUUUGCAACCAACUAAUUUCCCCGGGUUCGCAUUUUCUUGGAUGUGUCUCAUAUCUCAUCGUUUGUUCAUGCCGAAGUUACUUCUAUCCGAGAAUCGCGAGGGUUGGUCAGCAUUCCACAAAUUGCUGGGCUCCCUGUUCAAAUUUUUGGCUCCAUUCCUAAAAGAAGCGGAUCUUCAGGUUGGUGCCAGAGAUCUUUACCGAGGGGCCCUACGACUCCUUCUGGUCUUACUACACGAUUUCCCUGAAUUCUUGAGUGAAUAUUACUUUACUCUUUGCGACGUAAUCCCCCCUCGAUGUAUCCAACUUCGAAACAUCAUACUCAGCGCAUUUCCCCCUACCAUUAUCUUACCUGACCCUCAUCUUCGCAACGUUUCGCUUGAUUCUAUUCCGGAGAUGGGCCCAAUACCACCCAUCCUCUCAGAUUUUACCUCCGCUCUCAAAAACACUGACCUUCGGGGUCACCUCGAUCAGUUCCUCCUGAACCGUGGCUCGCCUUCUUUCCUCCUGACAUUGAAGGAUAAGUUCCGCUAUCCUGGAAUGACAGACGCAAUGCCCGACUCAUACAAUCUUUCUCUCUUGAAUACUGUUGUGAUGUACAUCGGUGUUUCCUCAGUUGCUCAAGCAAAAGCACGAAGUGGUACUUCCGUAUUCAUACCCACGGACCCAGGAGUUGUUUCCCUCCAAUACUUGGCGAUGAACAUGGACGUUGAAGGACAACAUCAUCUCCUUAGUGCGAUCGUACUUCACUUGCGAUAUCCAAAUGCGCAUACCCAUUGGUUCAGCGCCCUCCUUUUGCAUCUGUUCUUAGAAGUGAAAGAUGAUAAAUUCCGAGAGGUGAUGACCAAGGUCCUACUCGAACGCUUCAUCGUUCACAGACCACAUCCCUGGGGAGCUCUCAAUACUUUCAUUGAGCUACUCAGGAAUCCCAAAUACGAAUUUUGGAACAAGGACUUUGUCCGGAUUGCACCUGAAGUCUCAUUGCUUCUCGAAAGUGUUGCAACCUCGAUAUUCCAAACACAGUAG
Molecule: messenger RNA, 6345 nt
Organism: Lentinula edodes (shiitake mushroom)
Lineage: Eukaryota; Fungi; Basidiomycota; Agaricomycetes; Agaricales; Omphalotaceae
Product: Not1-domain-containing protein
Exons: 16
Coding region: 1-6345 (2114 amino acids)
Biological process (GO): nuclear-transcribed mRNA catabolic process, deadenylation-dependent decay
Cellular component (GO): CCR4-NOT core complex; P-body
Molecular function (GO): molecular adaptor activity
Source: RefSeq, a predicted model, not a curated record